Messenger RNA from Coregonus sp. 'balchen', 10798 nucleotides. The record is from the annotation of a GenBank genome assembly. Lineage: Eukaryota; Metazoa; Chordata; Actinopteri; Salmoniformes; Salmonidae.
AUAACUCGUGUUAUGGAACAGCAAGUGAGUGAUGAAGAAGAACCUCAACCUGUAGUCCUUAGAGAAGAGAACCGGAGGAGGAGAAGAAAGAUGAAAGCCUUUACCUCCACCUCCUCCGUGGCCAUGGACCAGAUAGCCGUCGAGUUCAUCCUCCCCACCACCACUAAGAGUAGCCACAGCCCUGACACCUUGCUCCUGGAGGUGGCUGGGAACUGGACGGUGGAGCAGGUGAAAGCCCAGGUGUGGCUGAGGGCAGUAGCCACCAAACCUGUGCCCUGAGUUCUAUCAGAAGUACUCCCCUGAUCACUGUAUCCUGCUCUACCAGAAGAAGGGCAACUGGUGUGAGAUCUAUGACAAGCACCAGGUGUUUCAGACCCUGGACUGCAUCCGCUACUGGAAAGGUAGAAGCUUUUAGUCCUAAAUCUGUCUUUUAUAUCGUUGAAUUUUUGUAUAUAUUUUAUUGUGAGUUGUAUUGAGAUGUUUUAAUAAAGUUGUAUUUGAUUCGAAAGCUCUGAAGAAAGAUGUGGGGAAGAUCCACCUGACGUGCAGGCCUCAGCCCUCUGAGGAGUCCACACAGUACCAGAGGUACCUCAACUACCUGAUUGGCUACGACGUCACCGACGUCAGCAACGUGCACGAUGACGAGCUGGAGUUCACCCGGAGGAAGCUCCUCACACCCCGCAAGAUCGAGCUGUCCGACCGGGACCCCCAAACUCUACUCAAUGGACCCUUGGAUCACAUCCAAGCCCCUCCCGGAGUACCUGCUCACCAAGGUAUGUAACCCCUAACCUGGCUGCUCCAGGGGUGCAGCUAUGCGGGCGACCCUGUGCUGCUUGCCUCCUCCCAGCCUGUUCUGUGUUGGGUGAUACAGUAUAGCUGGGUACUAUGACAGCAAAAAAUAGCCAAUUUCCAUUGUCUCUGUAUCAUGGAUCAAUAAAGAUUAAAUAAUGUUUGAUUCUAGGUGACCAACAGCCACAUCCUGCUGGUCAUUCACAGGAACAAGGCCAGCCAGACCAUCAAGGUGUCCAUCGACGACACGCCCGUCCAGGUGCUCCAGACCUUCUUUACGAAGAUCUCCAAUAAGAGGGCUCUGCUGGGAGUUCCUGAGGAUGUGUGUGAGGCAGACUACGUCCUGAGGGUGUGUGGCAGGGAAGAGUAUAUCUAUGGGAACCACCCGGUCAGGGACUUCCACUGGGUCCGACAGUGCCUGAAGAACGGGGAGGAGAUCCAUCUGGUUCUGGAGUCGGCUCCUAAUCCGGAUCAAGACCUGGUCCAGAGAGAGGACUGGGCACAGGUGGAUGACUGUACUGGAGUGGCAGGUAGGCUAGCAUCAAUAUUCCCAUAGUAAUCAUAUCAGAAUAUUUCACCAAUAGAUUACAAUUUACAAUAAGCGCUUUUCAUAAAGUAAACAAACUCCCCAAGCCCAUAGAGUUGUGCCACAAUAACCAAUAUUAUAGCACAUUGAUUUGACUGUGGAAAGUAUUGCUUUGAUGAUUAAGAUUAUUCCUAUUACUCUGUUCCAACAGGCACCCAUGAGCAGCUGACGAUCGACGAGAAAGACCAUGAGCGGGUCUUCACCAUCUCUCUGUGGGACUGUCACAGGAAGUUCAGAGUUAAAGUCCUGGGCAUAGACAUCCCGGCCCUGCCGAGGAACCCAGAGCUGAUCGUGUUUGUGGAGGCCAGUAUCUUCCAUGGCCAGCAGCUCCUGGCUCAGGAGAGAACCUCCUCCAAGGCUUUCACUGAGGAGGUGCUGUGGAACACCUGGCUGGAGUUUAACAUACGUAUCAGAGAUCUGCCCAAGGGGGCUCGCCUCAGCCUACAGGUAAACUGGUGAACUGUAUAAUGGGAUUUGUUUAGCCUGGCAGCCAUAUCUAUAUUUGCUUUAGCCAACUUCUUUGUUGUGAACAUGCUAUUAUUUCUGGGAUUUUUUUGUAGAAUACCAGUCUAUUAUUUGGGAAUAUAAUAUGAAUCACAACUUAAUUAAAUUAAUUGCAAUUUAACUCUAUUCUAUUUUCUCCUCUCCCCAGGUGUCCUGUGGGAAGGCCCAGACCCAGAUCUCUAAGGGCACCUCCUCCUACCAGGACAAUGGAGGAUCCCCAGUUGGAGGUGGCAGCGGCAGCCAUGAUGGUAAUAAGACUAAGAGUCGUCUGCUGUACUACGUCAACCUGCUGCUGGUGGACCACCGCUCGCUGCUGCGCCAGGGAGAGUUCAUCCUCCACAUGUGGAAGAUGCCUGAGAAGACCGAGGACAACAGCAGUGUCAACGCAGACAAGCUGACCUCGGCCACCAACCCAGACAAGGCCUCCUCCAUGGCCGUAGCCAUCCUGCUGGACAAGUACUGCUACCCAGUGGCCCUGCCCAAGAGCAGGGAGGGCAAGGAGGCUGGGGGGGAGGGUCGGGAGGACCGAGGGAGGGGAGAGGGGGCAAAGGGAGAUGCCUAACCACCUGAGGAAGCAGUUUGAGGCAAUUGUUGAGACCGAUCCACUGCACCCUCUCAGCCAAGAAGACAAAGAGCUGUUGUGGCACUUCAGAGAGGAGUGUAUGCGUCACCCCAGGUAGGACUGACUGGCAUGGUCAUGUAAUACAAAUUACUGAAUAACUUUGAGUAAUCUGAGUUUAUAACACAGAAGCACUUGUUUCAACCCAAUGCCAUCUUUCUGUAAGAGUAUCACUGAGAUCCUUCUGUGAAUAUGAUUCAUUGCGAUUUUGGGGAGUUUUAUUGAAAUGUUGUAAAACUCCCUACUGUCUCCUCCCAGGGCGUACCCCAAGCUGCUGGGCUCUGUACGGUGGGGUAGACAGGAGGCUGUGCUGGCCACCCAUAGGCUGUUGGAGAGGAGCUCUGUGUGGGACCGUAGUGUGCUGGAUGUGGGCCUGGCCAUGCAGCUGUUAGACUGCCACUACUCUGAUGCUCACGUCCGCUCCAUGGCAGUACGCAAGCUGGAGACCCUGGGGGACGACGACGUCCUGAGAUACCUGCUGCAGCUGGUCCAGGUGAGUUAGUCAGACUUGUUGGAACCAACAUUUGUCUGAUAAAUGUCUGAUGUGUUUCAGUCUUGGUUCUGUCAAGAUUCGGUCUGUGCCAUAGAGGAACCGAGUUUCGUUACCCAGCCCUUGUCAUGCAAGUUGAUGUUUAUUGUCAUGAGUCUUGUCCUGGAGGCAGAACAGAGCGAUUUCCCCUUAAAUAGGCCAGCUGCAAAGUCAAAAUUGGCUAUAUUGUAAAAAUUAAGGUUAGGUUUACGCAUUAAGGUUAGCAGUUUGGUUAAGGUUAGGGUUAAAAUCAGAUUGUAUUACCGGUACUUUGUGGCUGUGCUAGCUAGGGACCACUCUAGGGCAGAGCUACCUCCAGAACAAGAUUCAUGACGAGAAAGACUAACCUGCCCUAGUCAUAGGUGGUUGGUCUACCUGUCUCUGAGUGUAGAAGCACACAUAAAAACAAAGUAGUUGUUUACAUUGACUAGAAAAAACACAAUAACAACCUUUACAGACAACACUUCCCUUUUACCUGGUGUUUUCCCUGUGGGUAGUUUUGCAUGUGACAUUCGUCAGUGUAUAGUUAAAUAAACUGUCACUACUGUCAACAAUGAGGCCUUGGUUAAACAUGCAAAACAGUAUGUCUCCUUCUGUCGUUGACAGAGGUACAGCCUUAGUAUGAAAAAAUCCCCAAACUGGAAGAUAGUUUAGAAUGUUGCAUUACAGUUUAUUGAAACAUUUAGCUUGUAUUUAUGUUGAGAAAAAUGCAUAUGGGUGCUCUGCUGUGUUUUUCAGGCUGUGAAGUUUGAGCCGUACCAUGACAGUGCCCUGGCCAGGUUCCUGCUGAAGAGAGCUCUCAGGAGUAAGAGGAUAGGUCAUUUCCUGUUCUGGUUCCUGAGGAGUGAGAUAGCCCAGUCCAUGCACUACCAGCAGAGGUACGCUGUGCUGCUGGAAGCCUAUCUCCGAGGCUGUGGAGAGGACAUGCUGCAGGACUUCAGACGCCAGGUGGGUGAUCGUAUAGCCUCGACCCCAGCCGUAAACAAGAGUAUGGUGUGAUGGGACACAGUAGGAGUGGGUGAGGAGAGUUCAUCCUCCUUAUAAUGUGACUGUAGGGCUUUGACUAUUGGAAAUAUACAGUCGUGAUUCAUCAGAGAAAAUGACUACCCCAGUCCUCAGCAGUCCAAUCCCUGUACCUUUUUCAGAAUAUCAGUCUGUCCCUGAUGUUUUUCCUGGAGAGAAGUGGCUUCCUUGCUGCCCUUCUUGACACCAGGCCACCCUCCAAAAGUAUUCGCCUCACUGUGCGUGCAGAUGCACUCACACCUGCCUGCUGCCAUUCCUGAGCAAGCUCUGCACUGGUGGUGCCCCGAUCCCGCAGCUGAAUCAACUUUAGUAGACGGUCCUGGUGCUUGCUGGACUUUCUUGGGCGCCCUGAAGCCUUCUUCACAACAAUUGAACCUCUCUCCUUGAAGUUCUUGAUGAUCCGAUAAAUGGUUGAUUUAGGUGCAAUCUUACUAGCAGCAAUAUCCUUGCCAGUGAAGCCCUUUUUGUGCAAAGCAAUGAUGACGGCACGUGUUUCCUUGCAGGUAACCAUGGUUAACAGAGGAAGAACAAUGAUUUCAAGCACCACCCUCCUUUUAAAGCUUCCAGUCUGUUAUUCUAAUUCAAUCAGCAUGACAGAGUGAUCUCCAGCCUUGUCCUCGUCAACACUCUCACCUGUGUUAAUGAGAGAAUCACUGACAUGAUGUCAGCUGGUCCUUUUGUGGCAGGGCUGAAAUGCAGUGGAAACGUUUUUGGGGGAUUAAGUUCAUUUUCAUGGCAAAGAGGGACUUUGCAAUUAAUUGCAAUUCAUCUGAUCACUCGUCAUAACAUUCUGGAGUAUAUGCAAAUUGCCAUCAUAAAAACUGAGGCAGCAGACUGAAAAUUAAUAUUUGUGUCAUUCUCAAAACUUUUGACCACGACUGUAUAUAUAAAUCCCAGGACAACUAGAGGUUGCUAAAGUGUCAGAUAACGAGGAUAUGAAUAAAGAAUAAUCCAAUUAAUUAUCAUCAACAGGUGGAGAUGACAGAAGCCCUGCAGAAAGUCACCAGGGAGAUCAAGGCCAUGUCUGCUGAGAAAUAUGAUGUUUCUGCACAAGGUGAGCCUGUCACCUCAAGUCAACGUACCUAGUAUAAGAGAUCAAGAUGAAUUCAUAUAUACAUGAAUAUGUAAUGAAUCCUGGUGGUAUGUUCAGUUGUGUUCCAGCUGCGUCAGAAGCUGGAGGUCCUGCAGACGUCUGGGCUGCCAGAGAGCUUCAGAGUGCCCUAUGACCCGGGUCUACGGGCUGGUGCUCUGGUGGUGAGUGGAAUAAUACCUAUCCAUCUCUAUUCUACCGCCUCUUAUUUUCCUCCAUGUCUCCUCUCACCUGUCUCCAUCCCUUUCUUUACCAUCAUUUCCUGUAUCCUCCUCAUUCUUACUCCUCCAUUCUCUCCUGUGUUUGACUGUAAACAUGGGUUCCUCUCUUCAGAUAGAGCAGUGUAAGGUGAUGGCCUCUAAGAAGAAACCGUUGUGGCUGCAGUUUAAGAGGGCUGACCCCACUACCCUGUCCAGUGACACCAUCGGGGUCAUCUUUAAGGAUGGGGAUGACCUCAGGCAGGACAUGCUCAUUCUACAGGUGUGUGGGCUUGCCUUCUCAAUGGGUUAGGCAAACUGUCCGCCAUGUUGGCACCAAAUGUUCCAUGACAACGACAUUCUCCUCCUUUAGAUUCUGCUGAUCAUGGAGUCCAUAUGGGAGGAAGAGUCUUUGGACCUGUCCUUAUUGCCCUAUGGCUGUAUCUCUACUGGGAAUAAAAUAGGUAUGUCAACUGACUUUACACUGUCAUGAUGCUUUAAUAAUAAUAUAUUAUAACAUAUAUAAUAUAUAUAUAAUAUAUACUGUAUAAAUAAUAAUAUACAGUUGAAGUCGGAAAUGUACAUACACUUAGGUUGGAGUCAUUAAAACUUGUUUUUCAACCACUCCACAAAUUUCUUGUUAACAAACUAUAGUUUUGGCAUGUCGGUUAGGACAUAUACUUUGUGCAUGACACAACAAUUGUUUACAGACAGAUUAUUUCACUUAUAAUUCACUGUAUCACAAUUCCAGUGGGUCAGAAGUUUACAUACACUAAGUUGACUGUGCCUUUAAACAGCUUGGAAAGUUCCAGAAAAUGAUGUAAUGGCUUUAGAAGCUUCUGAUAGGCUAAUUGACAUCAUUUGAGUCAAUUGGAGGUGCACCUGUGGAUGUAUUUCAAGGCCUACCUUCAAACUCAGUGCCUCUUUGCUUGACAUCAUGGGAAAAUCAAAAGAAAUCAGCCAAGACCUCAGAAAAAAAAUGGUAGACCUCCACAAGUCUGGUUCAUCAUUGGGAGCAAUUUCCAAAUGCCUGAAGGUACCACGUUCAUCUGUACAAACAAUAGUAUAAACACCAUGGGACCACGCAGCCGUCAUACCGCUCAGGAAGGAGACGCAUUCUGUGUCCUAAAGAUGAACGUACUUUGGUUCGAAAAGUGCAAAUCAAUCCCAGAACAACAGCAAUGGACCUUGUGAAGAUGCUGGAGGAAACAGGUACAAAAGUAUCUAUAUCCACAGUAAAACGAGUCCUAUAUCGACAUAACCUGAAAGGCCGCUCAGCAAGGAAGAAGCCACUGCUCCAAAACCGCCAUAAAAAAGCCAGACUACGGUUUGCAACUGCACAUGGGGACAAAGAUCGUGCUUUUUGGAGAAAUGUCCUCUGGUCUGAUGAAACAAAAAUAGAACUGUUUGGCCAUAAUGACCAUCGAUAUGUUUGGAGGAAAAAGGGGACUGCUUGCAAGCCGAAGAACGCCAUCCCAACCGUGAAGCACGGGGGCGGCAGCAUCAUGCUGUGGGGGUGCUUUGCUGCAGGAGGGACUGGUGCACUUCACAUAAUAUAUGGCAUCAUGAGGACGGAAAAUGAUGUGGAUAUAUUGAAGCAACAUCUCAAGACAUCAGUCAGGAAGUUAAAGCUUGGUCGCAAAUGGGUCUUCCAAAUGGACAAUGACCCCAAGCAUACUUCAAAAGUUGUGGCAAAAUGGCUUAAGGACAACAAAGUCAAGGUAUUGGAGUGGCCAUCACAAAGGCCUGAUCUCAAUCCUAUAGAAAAUGUGUGGGCAGAACUGAAAAAGCGUGUGCGAGCAAGGACGCCUACAAACCUGACUCAGUUACACCAGCUCUGUCAGGAGGAAUGAGCCAAAAUUCACCCAACUUAUUGUGGGAAGCUUGUGGAAGGCUACCCGAAACGUUUGACCCAAGUUAAACAAUUUAAAGGCAAUGCUACCAAAUACUAAUUGAGUGUAUAUAAACUUCUGACCCACUGGGAAUGUGAUGAAAGAAAUAAAAGCUGAAAUAAAUCAUUCUCUCUACUAUUAUUCUGACAUUUCACAUUCUUAAAAUAAAGUGGUGAUCCUAACUGACCUACAGUGAGGGAAAAAAGUAUUUGAUCCCCUGCUGAUUCUGUACGUUUGCCCACUGACAAAGACAUGAUCAGUCUAUAAUUGUAAUGGUAGGUUUAUUUGAACAGUGAGAGACAGAAUAACAACAAAAAAAUCCAGACAAACGCAUGUCAAAAAUGUUAUAAAUUGAUUUGCAUUUUAAUGAGGGAAAUAAGUAUUUGACCCCUCUGCAAAACAUGCAAAACAUGACAAAACAUGACACACCACCACCACCAUGCUUGACCUUUGGUAUGAUGUUCUUACUGUGGAAUGCAGUAAGAACUGACUCAAGUUUGCCAAACAGCACCAGGAUGAUCAUCAAGACUCUUGGAAGAACAUUAUAUGGACAGAUGAAUCAAAAGUAUAACUUUUUGGACGACAUGGUUCCAGUAAUGCCUGGCGAAAACCAAACUCUGCAUUCCACAGUAAGAACAUCAUACCAAAGGUCAAGCAUGGUGGUGGUGGUGUGAUGGUUUGGGGAUGCUUUGCUGCCUCAGGACCUGGACGACUUGCCUUAAUAGAAGGAACCAUGAAUUCUGCUCUGUAUAUGAGAAUUCUACAGGAGAAUGUCAGACUAUCCGUCUGUGAGCUGAAGCUGAAGCGCAGCUGGGUCAUGCAGCAAGACAAUAAUCCAAGACAUACAAUCAAGUCUACAUGACAAUUGCUAAAAAGCAACAAAUUGGAAGUUUUGGAAUGGCCUAGUCAAAGUCCAGACCUAAUCCCAAUUGAGAUGUGGCAGGACUUGAAACGAGCAGUUCAUGCUUGAAAGCCCACACGUCACUGAGUUAAAGCAGUUCUGCAUGGAAGAGUGGGCCAAAAUUCCUCCACAGUGACAUGAGAGACUGAUCAACAACUACAGGAAGCAUUUGGUUGGAGUCAUUGCAGCUAAAGGUGGCACAACCAGUUAUUGAGUGUAAGGGGGAAAUUACUUUUUCACACAGGGGAAUUGGGUGUUGCAUAACUUUGUUUAUGAAAUAAAUAUGUAAUUGUUGUGUUAUUUGUUCACUUAUGUUCCCUUUAUCUAAUAUUAGGUUUUGGUUGAAGAUCUGAUAACAUUCAGUAUCACAAAUAUGCAAAAGUAGAGAAAAUUAGAAAGGGGGCAAAUACUUUUUCAUAGCACUGUAUGCAAUUUUUAUUAAACAAGCAUUGUUCUCUAUUCUCUUAUUUUAUUCUCUUUCUCUCUCUCUCUCUCUUUCUCUUCUCUCUCUUCUCUCUCUCUGUAGGGAUGAUUGAGAUAGUGAAGGAUGCCACCACUAUUGCCAACAUCCAGCAGAGCGUUGUGGGAAGCACAGGAGCAUUCAAGGACGAGAUCCUCAACCAGUGGCUGCGGGACAAGUGUGUGAGCGAGGAAAAGGUAGCUAGCUAUAGUUACUCCUACGGUGCUGCAAAUGUCUCUCAGCAGUAGAGGAUAUAACAGCUCCGCAAAGGGGGAAGGAAACAGCCCUGCUGCAUUUCCUGUUACCCAGGGCUUUGUCUGCAGCACUAUUCAUGUAGACUCAGACUAUGUAGGCUGAAGCACCUCCACAUUUUCAGCUCUGCUAUGUCUAUUUUUGAAUUGGCCUUUUAGAAAUAUCCCCAUGCAGCAGAGUCACCAUAGCUUUAGGAUGAAGGUAUACCACAGAAGAUACCACAGCAAUAGCAGAUAAAUGGAGAAAGAUGAAACACAGUUUGAGUCAAUGUGUUUGAUCUAAUGUUGUCUGUGGAAAUAAUCGAGCAGAGCUGGUUGUAUGAAAUGGAAGCUCACAAAUGCUUUUCAUUUCCUACACUUUGUCUCUAUCACUUCCCCUCUCUCUGUCUCUCUGUCUCUGUCUCUGUCUCUGUCUCUCUUUCUGUCUGUCUCUGUCUCUCUCUGUCUCUGUCUCUCUCUGUCUCUCUCUCUCUCUCUCUCUCUCUCUCUGUCUCUGUCUGUCUCUGUCUCUGUCUCUGUCUCUCUGUCUCUCUCCCCCCUGUAGUUCCAGCAGGCGGUGGAGAGGUUUUUGUUCUCCUGUGGAGGGUACUGUGUGGCCACCUACGUCCUGGGGGUAGGAGACAGACACAACGACAACAUCAUGAUCACUGAAUCUGGUACCAGAGCUCAUCCUCAUCUCCCUAUAGCACAAGCAUGAUACAGUACUUGACUUUAAGUGGUUGCCAAAACAUUAGGAAUACAAUCCACAAUAUUCUAAAUAUGUGGGUGAACCCAUAGAACGUUAUUUGCUGUUCAUCUGAAUGUAGUAAUUUGUUUCUGAUGUAUUGGAUGGUUUAUCUAUAACAUGCUUUUUUCCACUUGAUAUGUCUGCCCACAGGUAACCUGUUCCACAUAGAUUUUGGCCACAUACUGGGGAACUAUAAGAGUUUCCUAGGUAUCAGUAAGGAGAGGGUUCCCUUCGUCCUCACCCCAGACUUCCUCUAUGUCAUGGGCACAUCAGGGAAGAAGAGCAGCUCACACUUCCAGAAGUUCCAGGUACUCAAACUAACAUGUUGUCUAACCAGUAAAGAUACAUACACACACACAUUUAACUACAGUAUUGAUCUCCUCUAGGGUACUAACACACCUAUAACUACCCCCUCUCUCCCAGGAUGUGUGUGUGCGGGCCUACCUGGCUCUGAGGCAUCACACCAACCUCCUCGUCAUCCUGUUCUCCAUGAUGCUGAUGACGGGCAUGCCUCAGCUCACCAGCAAAGAAGACAUCGAGUACAUCCGUGAGGCGCUGACUGUGGGCCGGCCGCAGGAGGAGGCAGAGCGCCACCUGCUGGACCAGAUAGAGAUUUGCAGGGACAAGGGCUGGACCGUUCAGUUCAAUUGGUUUCUACACUUGGUGCUGGGCAUCAAGCAGGGGGUGGAGAAACGCUCGGCUUAGGGGUCUCCCCUUAUGGUGCUAAUGGCUUAGUGGGCUGACAACACCAGAGUGAUGGGUUUGAAUCCCAUAUGGGCCACAUAUGUGAUAAUUGUAAACCACUUUUGGUAAGAUUACUAUGUCGAUUGGACUCCCAAAUAAGGAGAGAGGGAGCUAUAGUCACGGAUUAAAGUCUGGUUCUAAAGGUUUGUCAACCCUUCCUCAAUGAUGUUCCGAUGCAUUACCCAUUGACUGUAUCAUGGACUGUAUACAGUACCAGUCUUAUUUUUGCACUUUCAAGAUCAAAGCCUGAUCUUACCAUAUGUUUAUGAGUUAUACAUAAAUAUUGACUCCUGUUCGCUUCCUAAUGCACUGAAUCCGAUUGUAUCAUCUGUUAAUAUAACAUCAGACUUGCAUGAUUGAUGGUGGUAAGGAAUACCAUAAUAAACCUGAUCAUAGAGGAAUAUAGUUAUAUAUUACCUCCCAUCGCUAGAGGGCGACAUGCAGAUUUUAAACUGAGUGACACCAAACUCAUCAGAGGAAGAGGUC